AUGUAUACGAGACCACGGUUUCUCAGACUAUCUGUGGUGAAGGACCAGUUUGCUUCAUCUCCCACACCCCCAUCCACUGUGGACUGGUACUUGUACAAAAUCUGUCUAAAGAAAGAAGCAAAGGAGGAUGAGGAGGAAGGGGGUGAGGAACAGGAAGAGGGCCAGGGCAAGGACGGAGAGGAGGACGGCGUUAUUGACCCACGUCUGAGCUUUGGCUCAACGUCCUUGGAUAUUGACCAAAACCUCAUCGUCCUGUGCGGAUUGGGGUUGCUUCUUCUGUUCCUGUGGUACCUGGUGAGCUUGCCAUUUUCACCUACCUUCAGUAAAAUCAAAGACAUCCGAAAGUUAAGCAGCCCUGGCCCCCUGGGCCAGCACGAUGACAUCACCCGCUUUCGUCAACUCUUAUGUCCAGACCCCUUCUGUGAGGUGUGUAAUAAUGCAACUGCUGAGAUCAAUCGGCUACUACUCCCAGAAGCCCUGGAAGAUUCUACUUCCUCUGUGUCCCCGUUGGCUUCCACAGCUCCUGUGACUGAGUCAUCAUUUACUCUGUCCCCUGCCUUCUCAACAGUCCCUCCAAGAGACCUAACACCAGCCUCUCUGCCUGAUCCUUCCCCACUGCCCCCCUCCGUUCUCUCCCCUAGCCCAAUGACCCCCUUAGUUGACUCUUUUUCACCCUCCCCAUUGGGUCAUUCUCUGGCACCAGAGCCUUUUCCUUCCUUGGAUUCCGAAUGCCCAGUGGACUAUUCCCCACCCCAACCCCUUGCCUUUCCCCCUCUCCUACCACAUGACACUCAGACAGCAGAUCCUGUUCUCCCACAAGAGGCUACUGUGUCUCCGGAUACCGUUUUCUCUCUUGACCCCAUCCUUUCCCAAGAUAUCAACCACUUAUCAGAUUUGUCCCAGGCAAUGAAUCACCCUGAUUCUUUUGCUUGUCAUCAUGUACCACCAACUCUGUCUGUUUCACCACAGCCAGACUGCACUUUAUCUGUCACUCAGUCUAAAUCAAUUGCCAUCUUACUGAAGCCUGUUCCCGAGAACUCACUUCCAGAAAGCCCUGGUGUGUUGUCCACUUAUGUCCCAACACACAGAGGCACUGAUCAUUCAAGCUUGUCAACUUCAGACUUCUCCUGGUGGCAAGCUCAUGCCAAAGACUCGUUCCCUUCCACGUUGGCACAAUGUGAUUUCAGUCAAGAGUUUCUUGACCUCCAUUCUUCAGAGGCCUCUUUUGGGGGAGACCCUGCAGCCAACCUUGUAGAGCCUGGUAACCUCUCAUUUCUCAGCCCUGAUGUCCUGGCACUCCUGGAGAGACAAGUCCAAAAGAGGAGCAAUUUCCUGAUGUGGAAGGAAAAGGAAAAUAAAAAAGAUUCUUUUCCAGAACAACUUAGGCCAGACUACCAACUAAAUUCUUCAUGGAAAAUGUUAGAGUCAAUUGCUGAUAAGCAUGACUCGGCAGUCUGCCUUCCCUUUUGGAGCAGCAAAGACAAAUCAAAGGAGCUGCAUGUGCAUCAGCAGCCCCCAUAUCCUAAGACCCUGGAGGACCAUUUACAGCAAAAACCUAUCCAGUUCUUCUGGGGGCUCCCGUCUCUGCACAGCGAGUCCUUGCCCUCUGCUGUUCAUGUCUUGGCUGACAGUUCCUCAAUCUUUAUUUUCAAUAGAAAGUCGAUUGCCUCCACAGGCCAAGAAUCACCAGUGCUUCCCGAUCCCCUGCCUCUGUCCUUGCCUGAGAUUCAGCCUGAGCCCUUGCCUCAAACCCUGCCUCAAUCUCAGCCCCUACCUCUCACUCAGGUCCAGUCCCAGGCCGACCCUCAGUCUCCACUCCCAGUCAUACCAUCUGAUCCUCUACCCCAGAUCAGGAUCUGUGGAGUAAGUUUCCACAGACCUCAGGAUGAGUCCGAGUCUCUCUCCUCAUCUGAAAUUCAACAGCUGGAAUGGAACAUUUUGCAGAAACAACAGGAAAAUUUGUGGGGUUUACCGUCUGUGGUCCAGAGGUCUCAGGAAGACUUUUGUCCAUCAGCUCCUAACACUCCUCGCCACCGGGCCCCCCAGGCCCAUGUUUCAAUCUCCAUCCUUCCUGGGGAGUUUCCUCUCAGUGAUGAAGUUCGGAAGAAACUAGAGCAUCACCUUCGAAAGAGGCUCAUCCAACACCGGUGGGGCCUGCCCCGCAGAAUCUACGAGUCUGUGUCACUGAUGUUGCCUCCAAAUGGUUUUUCAGAGGCAUCUGAGUCGGUGAGCAAUAAUGGAGUCUCACUGAUCUCUGUGUUUAAGGGUCAGAGUAGCAAAAAUGUAAAUAGACACAGCCUAGAGAAUGGCCCAAAAGAUCACCUGUUGAAUGACCCAAAGAGCUCUUUGGGUAAGGAUCUGGGGUAUGACUCUGAGAAAGACCUAAACAGUCAGGUGGUGAGUCUCUCAGAGAAAAAUUCAAGGAUGUCAGCAGAGAGUCUAGGUCAGAGACAACUUCAAAAUGUCCUAAAAGUACAUUUGAGCAAGAAGUUUGGGGAAAUAAGUGAGGGUCGGCUCCCUGGGACUGUGCGUAAUUCAUGGCAUGCUAUCAAGCAAACAUUGCUUCUUUCUGUGAAAUCCCAUACCCAAACAAAACAGAGAAGUUUGCCAUCACCAGUGGGUGUGGCCUACUCCCUGAAUACCUUCCAGGACCUGACUUUUGUUGAUUCCAGUACACAACAGAUGCUGGAAGCCCAUAUUAAAAGGUUUCGUAUGAGGAUGUUGUGGGCCCUUCUCCGCAAGGUCCUUGAAUCCAUACAGAUCUUUAAAUUGAAAGAUGCCUCAUCCCAGUCCUUGUCUCAUGCCAACUUGCCCUCCUCAGCCAAUGUGAUUUCUGAGGCAGACUCUAAAUCUGGGAGCUUCAAGUCCUUUAGAGGAAGCUCUAAAUCUCUCCAUGGAGACAAAGUGGGAACAACAAAUUCAGCCCUUGUCCUGGAUCGUUCUCUCCCUGCCACCUCACCUGUGGGAAAAGGAGGACAGAGGGUCCUGAGACAGUCACGCUCUGAUGUCAACUGUGGGCUGGCAGAGAAUGUUCAGAGAAUUAAGGAUGCCAGACAGACUCGUCUGCCUGUUUCAAUCUGCAUCACAGGGAAAGCAGGUCAUAGACAGACUCAACUAGCCAACAGAUAUCCCCAAAAGCUGCUUGCAAAGCAAGCUGCGGCCAGAUAUGAGCCGAAGCCUAAGAGUGUGAGUUCCAGUGAUAAAGGAGAAAUGCAACGGGGCAAAAAGGUGGAGAAGUCAGAACCUGUUUUCAUGCCCAGAUUGUCUAGGGAGGUAUUCACGGCUGAGGAGCUUGAUACUCUUCAAUUAAAAACUAGUGACAUGGUGACAACUAGCAAGCCAGGGAGCUCCCAAAUGAUAAAUGUGAAUGAGAAUAAAGUAGAAACUACCGUGACCACUGGAAGCCCCCCACCCAAAUUACCAGUUCCCCAAGAUCCUAAAUCAUUAGACCUUAAAGAACAACUGUUCAGUGAGUUAAACUUUAAACUGGAGAACAGGGAGCAUAGCCAGGCUCAAGGCCAACCCACUGACACAUCCCUUGCUUCAGAUAACUUGACUUAUGAGGUCUCACUGACUGAUGCCCAAGGUGUCUCAGGUGGGAACAUGCGAGCUUCCCAGGUGCUGCAUGUCCAUUUGGAGGACAGAGGAAUCAGGAUGGAGCAGCAGCAGGAACCUCGGGCCCCUAAGCAUGCCUUAAGGAGGUGCCAGGAUAAGAACUUCCCACCAACUGCAAAGAGAGUGAGCCCUCUGGAGCCCAAGGCAGAAGAGCUUGGUGGAAGGAAUAAAGGCUUGGGGACAUCCCAACUUAGGAGGAAGAGUUUCCCUACUCAGGAGAUGGUACUAGAGCAGACACCUGCGAGCAAGUCUUCCCAGACCCUAUCACAGAAGGGACAGCCUCUUCCUGAAGACCAUAUCAGAAAAAGCAUGAUGCACUUCUUGCAAUGGCUUUAUUCUGGGAUAAAAUACAAAAGGCAAGAAGAUGCCCAGGAAAAGGGCAGCCGCAUAUCAACUGUGCAGAACAGAGGCCUAGUUAAAAGUAAAGCUGCCUUUACUGGAACAACUGAAGCUCAGAAAAUCGUGACAGACAACGGGAAGUUCCUAGAGGAGAAACUGGGGCGUCAGCAUGCGACUGAUGUCACCUGCUCUCAAGGGCCCCGUCCUCCCCCAGUACAGUUGAGGAAAACUCAGCAAAAGGCGGAAGUGCAGGUCCGGGCAGAGCCUGUCCAGGGGCAUCCUUUCAACUACAGGGCUCCCUCCGGUAAAGUGACAAAUACCAAGUCCCACCAUCAAAUAUCAAGUCCUGUCUUUGCUGGCCAGAGUUAUCCUCCAAAUACAAGACAGAUCAAAGAUAAGAAGAGACACCCCCAGAAAGUUGUGGCAUUCAAGGACCAGCGACCGUGUCACAGAUAUCUCCCACCAGUGUCCCACGGGGAGCCUGUGCCCCAUCCAAGCCCCACCCACAGGCGUCAAGCUGGCCAGGCACCCACGGCUGCUCUCAGCACUGCCGAAGGCACUGUGUUCAGACAUCUGUCUCUACUUUUUAGACAGAAAACACUUCUCCAGAAUUCCCAGGGAGGAAGACUUCCCAUCCAGAAAUAA
Messenger RNA from Lipotes vexillifer (Yangtze River dolphin), 4599 nucleotides. Its product is annotated as putative spermatogenesis-associated protein 31D3. The transcript is spliced from 4 exons. NCBI's taxonomy places the organism in Eukaryota, Metazoa, Chordata, Mammalia, Artiodactyla, Lipotidae. Bases 1 to 4599 code for a protein of 1532 amino acids. The record is from RefSeq and is a predicted model, not a curated record.